This is a messenger RNA of Dendronephthya gigantea, 1226 nucleotides long. Its product is annotated as glucosamine-6-phosphate isomerase 2-like. Gene Ontology annotation, molecular function: identical protein binding; glucosamine-6-phosphate deaminase activity. The transcript has 4 exons. NCBI's taxonomy places the organism in Eukaryota, Metazoa, Cnidaria, Anthozoa, Malacalcyonacea, Nephtheidae. The record is from RefSeq and is a predicted model, not a curated record. The coding region runs from base 93 to 956 and encodes 287 amino acids. Gene Ontology annotation, biological process: N-acetylglucosamine catabolic process; N-acetylneuraminate catabolic process; D-glucosamine catabolic process. Gene Ontology annotation, cellular component: cytoplasm.
ACCCAGUGUGUCACAAGUCACAGGGUCAGUGGAAGAAUCUCAUCAGUCAUAAUUUGCCUUCGUAUUUUUGUUAGCGUCAGAAGAUAUAAAACAUGAGACUGGUAAUUCUUGAUAAUUAUGAUUUCGUCAGUGAUUGGGCAGCAAAGUUUGUGCGUAAUAGAAUUCUUGGCUUCAAUCCUGGGCCUGACAAGUAUUUUGUGCUGGGUUUACCAACAGGGUCAACUCCAGUUGGCAUGUAUAAGAAGUUGAUUGAAUUCCAUAAAGCCGGUGAGCUUUCCUUCAAGUUUGUCAAAACAUUCAACAUGGAUGAAUAUGUUGAUCUAUCACGAGAUCACCCAGAAAGUUACCACAGUUUCAUGUGGGAGAAUUUCUUCAAGCAUAUUGAUAUAGAUCCUAAGAAUGCUCAUCUGCUUGAUGGUAAUGCUGAAGAUCUACAAACUGAGUGUGAGAAUUAUGAGAAAAAAAUUGAUGAAGCUGGUGGUGUUGAUUUGUUUAUUGGAGGUAUUGGUCCUGAUGGACAUAUUGCUUUCAAUGAGCCUGGUUCAUCCCUUGUGUCUCGUACAAGAAUAAAAACCUUAGCAAAAGAAACUAUUGUAGCAAAUGCAAGAUUUUUUGAUGGUGAUAUUUCCAAAGUUCCAACUCAGGCUCUUACUGUCGGAGUCGCUACAGUUAUGGCGGCUCGGGAGGUUAUGAUCUUAAUAACUGGAGUGCAUAAAGCAUUCGCUUUACACAAAGCUAUCGAGGACGGUGUGAAUCAUAUGUGGACUGUGUCAGCGUUUCAACAACAUCCUCACACGAUAUUUGUCUGUGACGAAGACGCGACCAUGGAACUGAAAGUGAAAACUGUCAAGUACUUCAAAGGUUUGAUGGAUUUACAUAACAAACUGAUUGAAGAGCCGGAUGAUCCAACAUCUCCUGUCAGAAAACGAAGUAGAAAUUUUCAAACAUUGAAAUAAAAUUAGUACCAACAUUACUGCAGUAAACUGUGCAUGCAUUCAUUCAUUCAUUCAAUGGUAUAAUGUAUUGAUUGCCUGGUACAGAAUGAUUCUUUAGAAAAUUGACAUAUUAAUUAUAUUGGUGAGUAUAAUUGAAUGUAGCGAAAUUAUUGUUUGGUAAUAAACCAGUAGAGCUAAAAAAAACCUGAAGUGAACUCAAGUGAACACUAUCUCAAGUAUUCAGCAAAAGCGUACUUUCUUGUUUUUUUCGAUGAAGAUGAUAUAAGGGCA